AUGAGUGGCGAACAGGCACAGCCUCUUCCGCUCCCCGGCCCUCCUAAUCUCAGCGAUAAUGGCCAGAGUGCAUUGAAAGUUGAGCUGGACUCGGAGAAGGGGCUCAAAUUCGAAGCAUUAGGCCCGAUAGUUGUCAACAGCGAUGGUACAAUGUCCAGAAUCGCUAAUUGGGAGCACAUGACUGAGCAAGAGAAAGAGCGGACGAUGAGGGUGCUCGUUGCUCGGAACAAGAUCCGAAUUGCGAACCAAGAGAAAGGUGCACAGGAAUUAGGUCCAGAGAACUGA
Messenger RNA from Fibroporia radiculosa, 285 nucleotides. RefSeq lists its product as uncharacterized. The record is from RefSeq and is a predicted model, not a curated record. The transcript is spliced from 3 exons. The coding region runs from base 1 to 285 and encodes 94 amino acids. NCBI's taxonomy places the organism in Eukaryota, Fungi, Basidiomycota, Agaricomycetes, Polyporales, Fibroporiaceae.